AUGUUGCCACUACCGCCACCAAAGGCAACAAGAGAGCUCCAGGAGCGCUUGGAUACGGCACUAAAUGACCGUGAAGCCCAGAUCACAGAUGUGUACGACUCAGCGGUACGACACGGCGAAGCCACAUCACCGCAUCAGCAUGAUUAUCAGCAGCAAAAGCGUGAUGGUCUGCCAUCUCACAAAACUGUACUUUCAAAAACAUUUCACGGCCUGGGAUGCUACAUUCUGAGGCGAAGUCUCGAAAUGCGGCCGGAUUUGUCUUCAAGGGUGGGGGGCUUGAGCCGUACCUUCAAGGUCCUAGGCUGCAAUGAGAAGCAGCUUGUAAAACUAUUUCGACCACACCGUUGUCCUUCCCUCUCCUUUUCCCUUCCUUGCGCAGAGGGAUAA
This is a messenger RNA of Volvox carteri f. nagariensis, 387 nucleotides long. RefSeq lists its product as uncharacterized. The transcript is spliced from 3 exons. NCBI's taxonomy places the organism in Eukaryota, Viridiplantae, Chlorophyta, Chlorophyceae, Chlamydomonadales, Volvocaceae. The record is from RefSeq and is a predicted model, not a curated record. Bases 1 to 387 code for a protein of 128 amino acids.